Caenorhabditis remanei is the source of this 279-nucleotide messenger RNA. RefSeq lists its product as uncharacterized. The transcript has a single exon. Bases 1 to 279 code for a protein of 92 amino acids. The record is from RefSeq and is a predicted model, not a curated record. Lineage: Eukaryota; Metazoa; Nematoda; Chromadorea; Rhabditida; Rhabditidae.
AUGACUUCUGCAACCAAUUCAACUUUGACAAAGAUGGUAGCCAAUUCGAAAUACAUAUUGUGUUUCUGGAUGUUUCUCUUCAUCGCUGCACUGGUUAUUGUUGUUUUCGGAAUCUGUCCACUCAUCUCCAGUUGCUACUUGUAUUGCAAAAAAAGGAAAGAGCAAGGAUACACCUGCCUCGUGGAUCCCAAUACAGGAAAUCAAUGUUACCACAGGACUCACAUGUCAGCAAGAGGGUUGUUUGCGGAUGAUGAAUUUGAAGAAGAAACAAUUGUCUAA